GCUGGCUCGGGUCGGCGUCGUCGUCGUUCUGCUCCCUCUCGCCGGCCGCCUCGCUCUCUCUCUCUGCUCGGUGCUGCUGCCGCCGCCGCCGCCGGCCCCCUUCUCCCCCCGAGGAAGGAAGCUGCGCAGGAUCCGACCCCCGAGCCCAGCCCGCCGGGAGACGCCGACGGAGGAGGCGGAGGAUCCGGCAGGAGAAUCCUGUUCUGGAACCUGAAGGCUGAAUUUUUAGGAUCCCACAUCUAGGAUCUAGCUCGGCUGUUUCAUAAGGACGGAUUUGUUAAGGUUAGCUCAAGAUGGGAGACCAGAGGCAACGCUCAUUGUCUACGUCUGGGGAAUCAUUGUACCAUGUUCUAGGACUGGACAAGAACGCCACCUCAGAUGAUAUUAAAAAGUCAUACAGGAAACUUGCAUUAAAAUAUCACCCCGAUAAGAACCCAGAUAAUCCGGAAGCUGCAGAAAAAUUUAAAGAAAUCAACAAUGCACACGCGAUAUUAACUGAUGCUACAAAACGAAAUAUUUAUGAUAAGUAUGGCUCCUUGGGUCUCUAUGUAGCAGAGCAGUUUGGAGAGGAGAAUGUGAACACGUACUUUGUGCUAUCCAGCUGGUGGGCAAAGGCGCUGUUUGUGUUCUGUGGACUCAUCACGGGCUGCUACUGCUGUUGCUGUCUCUGCUGUUGCUGUAACUGUUGCUGUGGAAAGUGUAAACCGAAACCCCCUGAAGGUGAAGAGCAGGAAUACUAUGUCUCCCCUGAAGACUUGGAGGCACAGCUACAGUCAGAUGAGAGGGACACCUCAGAUACACCUAUUGUGAUACAGCCAGUCUCAGAGACGACCCAGCUCACAGCGGACUCCCACCCCAGCUACCAUACCGAUGGAUUUAACUAAGUUAAGGAAGCACUGUUAACUAGAACGGAUAAGAAUAAAUAAUAUGGCCAAUCCAGCACUAGAAUCAUGGACAUUAGAUAAUAGAGUACGGGGAAGGGAGACGUCCUGCCACACUUAGAGGGCAGCCUCCAACCUGCUGAGAAUAUUUUGUAAUCCCUUCGCCUUUUGUCACCUUCAGUGUCGUAUCUUGAUGAUACAUGGAUGAUACUGUAGCAUGCAGUAUUUAAAGCAGUUUAGCUUUUGGUCUUAUUUCGUUUCCUUUUUUAAAAAAGAAAAAAAAUUAGCAUGUGUGGAGUUUUAUGUUAUAAAUGUCUUUGUGUUGUAAUGUAUUGAGGAGUUAUCACAACGAGUGUGAUGGAUACAUUCUGCAUUUUAAGCAGCGAUACCAGCCAAAAAAAAAACAAUGACCAUUUUUCAAAGAGAAUUUAAAUUUGCCACAGAAGCCACCACACUUCCAUACAGUUGAGCUACAAACAUCGCUUGAAGGCGGCUGUUGAUCAUCCACUUGAUAGCAACUAAGAUUUCCAGUAUAUCCCAACUGCCCCUUUGCUCCUAACACCCCUGUCUCAAGAGCUAACCUUGAAAAUGGCUGAUGUUGCAUGGAAGGGAUUUUUUUUUAAAGGGAAAAAAUGUUCCCUGCACAUCUGUUUCAUCUUCUGAGUGUCAGUGGCUUUAUAGUUAAGAUGUUCUUGUAUAGGAGAGGGCCAAAAUGUUGGUUUUGUUAUAAAACCAGACGUUACUUGAAUUAUCUCAAAUUAAAGUGCACACUAGUUUUGUUUGAAUUUAAUCAUUCCCCUGCACUAUUUAUGAUCAGUUACUGCCAUUUUUUUUACUUGUGCAUGAACAUGGAAAACAGAAACUCAUGUAUGCUCUCACUGUCGCGUUUGAAUGAAGUCUAAGCAAAUAAAUAGUCGAGCAAAGUUUA
Molecule: messenger RNA, 1809 nt
Organism: Podarcis raffonei (Aeolian wall lizard)
Lineage: Eukaryota; Metazoa; Chordata; Lepidosauria; Squamata; Lacertidae
Gene: DNAJC5
Product: DnaJ heat shock protein family (Hsp40) member C5
Exons: 6
Coding region: 294-884 (196 amino acids)
Biological process (GO): regulation of synaptic vesicle cycle
Cellular component (GO): presynapse; membrane; intracellular membrane-bounded organelle
Source: RefSeq, a predicted model, not a curated record